AUGUCUAGCGGUUUCGUCUCAGCACAGACGCCGAUGAUGGAGAUUAUUCUUCCCCUCUACCAAUUCCCGUACUCCGACUUCCAGGUGGAGGCUCCCAUGUGGGAGCAGCUGCUCGCCACCACGAUAACCGGAACCCCGAUUACGGCUAUCCUGAACCCAAUGAGCGGUCCCAACGUCGUUGACAAUGACCUAGCUCUCUACAAGACGAUCCUGAACACCUUCUUGAACCUUGGGGAUGACCGAGCCGACCCCUCAGCCGACGAGCAUGACUCGCUUACGAUGAUUUGCUACGUGUCCACAGACUAUGGCGACAGGUCGGAAGACGAGGUCAACGCCGACAUCGACCAGUAUGAAACGAACUUUCCAGGGGUCUGCGACGGCAUCUUUUUCGACGAGGCGCCCGCCGACAUCACGGACGAGGGCGGCAACCCAACGGCGACGGGAGAUCUCUACGAGAGGUACAACAACUACGUUGUGGAAAAAGAGUUUCCCGACACGGAGGACCCGGACCUUUUGCAGGACCGGUCGUGGACGGUCACUUUCAACCCAGGAGGCGGCGUUGAUCCUGCAUACUUCGCCUUCAGUGGCAACCCCACCGUGAUGAGCUACGAGAACUUCUAUCGCGUAAUGAAGAACGUGGGCAUGCCCAGGACUCCGUCGAGCGUCCUCGAUCCUUCUCAACAUGCGCUUGCCGUGCACACCACCUCGCCUGACCUAGACGGCAACACAGAGGAGACCCGCGCGCUCGUGGAGGCCAUCGUGCAGGAAGCGGCGUGUUCCGGGUGGGGCAAGAUCUACCUCACGAGCGACUCCCAGGACCCUGGGUCGGACGAUGGGGGCAACCCCUGGAACGUGUUGACGAACUACUGGGACACUCUUGUCGAGGCGGUGAAAGCGUACCCAACCCUUCCCCCGCCGAGCUGUUCGGGCCCGGAGAUGGCCCUCAUGGUGCCUGUGUGGUUGGCCGGAGAAGCCUUGGAAGACGCGGUCGACGACGUGCUGGGUGUAGUGACGAAGAGCAACUUCUUGGAGGGUGGUGUAACGGUUGUUCUGGAUGCUCGCGACGGCGACGGUACUAACCCGACUGCCACGCAGCUGCGUGAUGCUGGCGCCAGGGUCCUGUGCUACUUCGAUUUCAACAGCUACACGGAUGUUUACGACCUGAUCGGCGAGCUCACUUCAGCCGACCCGCCGGCGGCUUUUGCCACGGAGGUCUGCGGCGGCUUGUAUGUGGACAACUACUCCGAGUUCACGUUGAGCGCAGAGCAAAACAUCUACGAUCUGUACAUAACUGUUCAGAACGUGAUUCCGCGCGGCAUGCUGGUUAUCGAUUACGAAGACCCGGACGUCCAGCUGUUCGACCUGUACGCGAAAGAUUGGACCGAGGUUUCCUUCCAAGAGGGGCGGGUGGUCGUGGCUACUAGGGUCGAAGCUACGACCCCAUUCGCCGUCCCCGAUCUUAACAACGACAACGCCACUCCGCAAAACUCGGCCCUGAUCGUCACUGGCUUCACGGAAACCACCGCCGAGGCGCAAGAGGUGGAGUGCCUGCUCGCCGAGAUGAAGGAAACCUUCGGGUACGGGUUCGUCACGGGUGUCCUCGACCCCCCCGCCGAGGCAGAAACCGCCACCGUAUACUUGGACCGAUUGCACUCGGAACUUGAUGACCCCACCAUUACGGUCGAAAGUUGCGACGCCCCUGAGCCGGUGACCUCGGCUUGCGGUUCAGAUGGUGCGGCCGAGUUGACAUGGCUCAGCAGCAGCCGCAAGAUUCGCGUGAGGAAUGGGGGCUGCGCAGACAUGGCCAGGAUCUUCGCCGAACUUGUACUCGAGGGCGUCGCUGGCGAAGGCAUCACGACCGGUUCACCCCUUCGCGAGGUGGAACCCGGAGUGUGGCAGCUCGACGCCACCAUCGACGUCCAGGCCGGCUCUGUCCUGAAGAUUGUGGGGGAGGAUGGUCUCGGCGAGUGCAACGAGCUUCGCCUCCUCACCGACUCCACCGACGGCAAGAGAACCAGGGUUCUGGGAAACAGAGGGGACAUCGUCAUCCAGAACACCAAGAUCGUCGGGUGGAAGAGCGACGAAAACGCGCCUGAUACAACGGACAGCACCAAUCGCGGGUACAUCUUGUGCAGCUCCUGCCCUGGGACAUGUAUGUACCCGAUCCCCAUUCCGGCCUUUCACUUACCGUCGCUCGAUACCACCAUUUCUAAAGUCGAUACGUUCGAUUGCGCGUGA
This is a messenger RNA of Ectocarpus siliculosus, 2238 nucleotides long. The record is from the annotation of a GenBank genome assembly. Lineage: Eukaryota; Phaeophyceae; Ectocarpales; Ectocarpaceae.